This is a messenger RNA of Dracunculus medinensis (Guinea worm), 1470 nucleotides long. The record is from the annotation of a GenBank genome assembly. NCBI's taxonomy places the organism in Eukaryota, Metazoa, Nematoda, Chromadorea, Rhabditida, Dracunculidae.
AUGGUUUUACUAAAGCCGGAUUGUGAUGGAAAUAAAAAUCUGUUCUCAUCUAAUGAUAAUGGCGGUGAUUAUGGCGAUGGUGAUGACAGUGAUAAUGGCAGUGAUUAUGGCGAUGGUGAUGACGGUGAUAAUGGCGAUGUUGAUGACGGUGAUAAUGGCGGUGAUUAUGGCGAUGGUGAUGAUCAUGAACCACUUUCCGUCGAAUCGUUAUGCGUCAACUGUAAGGAAAACGGCAUAACUCGCAUAUUAUUUAUGCGUAUUCCGUUUUAUCAGCAGGUGAUCUUGUUAUCAUUUCACUGUGAUCGUUGUGGUUAUAGUAAUAAUGAACUACAAAGUGGUGAACCUGUCCAGGAACAUGGUGUCGAAAUCGUAUUGAAUGUAAGCGAUCGCACUGAUUUAAACAGGCAAGUGGUUAUAUCGCAAUAUGCCGAGAUAGAGAUACCGGAGCUCGAACUUGUUAUUCCCGCUAAAUCGCAACCUGGAGAAAUAACAACAGUUGAGGGAAUAUUGUGCAGAGUUCGAAUGGGAUUAGAACAGGACCAAGAACAGCGUCGCGAGAUUGAUAUGAAUAUGGCUAAUAAGAUCAACGAUUUUUUGAAAAGAAUAGAAGCCCUUAUCGAAUUGAGGAGCAGUUUUACCGUUAAAAUCCGAGAUGCAUCUGGUAACAGUUUCAUUCAAAAUCCAGUUCCUCUUCAAGUCGAUCGUAAAUGUAUUAUGACUCGUUACCAGCGUACCAUGGAUGAGAAAAAAAUUGUUGGUCUCAUCUCUGAUGAUUGCAUGGAAGAAAAUAUUGCGCCAAAAUGGCGAACAUAUGACGACAUUAAAAGUGAAGUAUUAAAAUUCCCAACAGAAUGUACCAAUUGUAAUGCCCCUACGGAGACACGCAUGAAGCUAACAGAUAUUCCUUAUUUUGAAAGUGUCAUUAUUAUGUGUACCACAUGUGAUGUUUGUGGCCAUAAAACAAAUGAAGUUAAAAGUGGUUGUGCAGUAAAAGAUAAAGGAUGUAAACUUAUUCUGCGAAUUGAAGAGAAAGUUGAUCUCGAUCGUGAUGUUCUGAAAUCGGAUACUUGUUAUUUAGCUGUACCAGAGUUGGAGCUCGAAGUAGGGCCAAAUACAAUCUCUGGGAAAUUUACUACAGUUGAAGGCUUGCUUUUGGAUAUAAGAAAGCAACUUAAGGAACAGGAAUCUUUCAUUAUUGGCGAUAGCAGAGACAUUGAUGAUAAAUCAAAUAUGGCCAAUUUUUUAACUAAGUUUGAUUCAAUUCUGACUUUAGAAAAAAGAGUUCAUCUUAUUUUGGACGAUCCAGCGGGCAAUAGCUACAUUCAGAGUUUGAAUGCGCUGUUAGACGACAGGUUGGGUAAAGAAUUCUACGAAAGAUCAUUUGAACAAAAUGAAGAACUCGGUCUUAAUGAUAUGAAGACCGAAAAUUAUGGCCAAAUGGAAAUUAUAAGCGAGGAAAAAAAUAUUUAA